This is a messenger RNA of Aspergillus wentii DTO 134E9, 1022 nucleotides long. RefSeq lists its product as uncharacterized. The transcript is spliced from 2 exons. The record is from RefSeq and is a predicted model, not a curated record. Lineage: Eukaryota; Fungi; Ascomycota; Eurotiomycetes; Eurotiales; Aspergillaceae. Bases 335 to 919 code for a protein of 194 amino acids.
UGCGCAGAGGCCGGAAGACAGUUCCUGUGGCAUCGUGUAUAGGAUAUACAGGUUGUCGAGAGUCAAAAUGUUUCUGUGCGCAUCUACUGUCGAUUCUUUAGUCUUCAGUCUGUUCUGGUCCAGAUGGGACUGCGGGUCAUCCAGUGAUGAACCCACUAGCCAAAAUGCUUAUCAUCGAUCCAUCAGCGCACCCACCAUCGAUGCGUUGUCCAGGCCUGGUUGUUUGGCUGCUUGGGUAUUUCCAGAAUAGCAAAAGGAUCAGUAGAAGCAAGAAUAUCUAGCAAGAGCAUCUCCUCACCGUAGACCUGCAUAUCAGAAAUAAGAAACUAGCAAGAUGAUACGUACUUUUCCUCCGUUUUAUCUUCUGAUCGAUCCAAAAGAUCUCCAACACCAAACAAAAAUAGCACACUAUCGCUCCACUAGUCAAUCCUACGGUUUCAAUCUUAUUAUUACGCCCGAGAAUUCCAGACUCCUUCUCCCCUUCAUUAUCCCAGAUUUUUCUUGUCCCAUCACAAUCUCCAUUUUCAUUCUCAACGACUGCUGGGGUAGAAUAAUCGUCCUGUCUUCAUUCUCUGCGGUGUUGCGAUCCGGGGCCAGCCAGAGUGGGAAUUCCCUCCCCUCACAGUCUCCCCUGUCUUUCUCCCUCACCACCAGAUUAUUUCUUCUUUCUCCAUUUUUUUCCCCCUCUUUCCUCUUUUCGCUACAUCUUUUCCAUCCAUUAUUUUUUCGCUCUUCUUAUCCUCUCCCUUGCAUCCAACCUUACAACUUUCGACCUACGGAACUCUCGUCAUCCUUUCCCGCUGCCCGACUCUGCCUGAUCGCUGAUAAACCCCUCUUUCUCGCGACUGACGACAGAAACGCCUCCAACACAGCAUUGUCUCCGCCAUGGACCACGCUGGCUGGUCGUGACGGUGGCUGAUCUACUCGCGAGUUUGCAGUCGCUUCUUCGACUGCUGACCUCUUUUUCUACCAGUCUGUUUCGUACAACUCAUCGCUUUCUGCCCAUCAUCCCACCUUCCCCU